GGUCCACCGCCGCCACCCGGCCCUUCUGUCGCCCUCCUUGUUUCCCGGGGACGGGGAAGGCUGGGACCCGUGGCGCGGCCUCCUUGGCAACGGCGGCGUCUCACUCCUCACCCGGGUCUGCGGGGCCUCCUCUCCCUGGGACUCCCUCUCCCUCUCCCUCUCCGGCCAGCGGCAGGUACAUUUCACGAUUAUAAUACUGCAAGAGAUGAGAAGAAUGUUCACAGUACGAUCAAGUUUGCCGUGCUUGGCACAAGUGUUAAAAGUGGCACAAGAGAGAGCUUUUUCAAUCUGUCUGGUCCAUGGAAACGCACACAAACUUUCUUCUGUCCAUACAAUUUCCAAACUUACCACAAAGAAACUUAAGAGUAUUAUUUUUCCGCUCAAAGACUUGGAACAGUACUUAGUCAAGAAUGCAAAUAAACUGAACUCUCACCUAUUUGCUCCAUGUUUUGAAGAUAUUGCUGCUGCAGAACAAUUCUUCGUGCCUUCGAAAUCACACAUUAUAGAUUAUUUCACCUCUGCGGUCAGGAUUGAUCACGCACCAGUGACAGUUCAACCUGAGGUGUGUUUUAUAGGGAGAAGCAAUGUUGGAAAGUCUUCAUUAAUAAAAUCUUUGUUUUCCUUGGUUCCUGGUUUAGAAGUAAGAGUUUCAAAAAAUCCUGGGCAUACAAAGAAAAUGAAUUUCUUUAAAGUGGGAAAGGCUUUUACUCUGCUGGAUAUGCCUGGUUAUGGAUACAGGGCACCUUCUGAUUUUGUGGAAAUGGUGGAGAUGUAUCUACAAGCAAGACAGAACUUAAGGAGAACAUUUUUAUUGUUGGAUGGCUCAAUAGGAAUUCAAGAAGCAGACCAAAUAGCAAUUGAGAUGUGUGAGGAGUUUGGAAUUCCAUAUGUUCUAGUAUUAACGAAGAUUGACAGACCCCAGCAGGGUAAUCUAAUGAAGGUGAUCAUGAGUGUACAAGAAGUGAUAGAGAAGCAGACUCUCGGGUGUUUUCCUCAGCUCUUCCUUGUCAGUUCUUUGAACUAUUCUGGGAUUCAUCUGUUAAGGUGCUUCAUUGCUCACGUUACUGGGAAUCUUACGAUUAAAGAGGAUAUCUCCAUUUCUUCAUGAAGAGGGGAAAAUUCUCAAAAGGUGUGAACAUUGACUUCAAAAUAUCAUGACAAAACUUUUGUCCAGCAACAAAUUCAUUAAACUGACCUUUUGAAUAGAGAUUGCAAACUUGAGGUCAAUUCAAAGUUGACCUCAUUACGAUGGCAUAUGGUGUAUUAUUAAGAAUCAUUACAUAAUCUAUCUUUGUGUAAUAUCUGCAUAGAUUGUAUAAUUUAAGUUUCAUGAGUACCUGUAUUUCUGAUUGUAUGCAAGUAGAAUCAGUUGCCUUUGGUCCAAAAUUGACUUAUAGCAUUGAAAGUCAUAGACCAUUCAAUUAUGGUCGGAUCAGUUAUGAUAAUUAUAAAUAUAAACUUUUUAUGGUUAAAUGGAAAA
Molecule: messenger RNA, 1480 nt
Organism: Amblyraja radiata (thorny skate)
Lineage: Eukaryota; Metazoa; Chordata; Chondrichthyes; Rajiformes; Rajidae
Gene: gtpbp8
Product: GTP binding protein 8
Exons: 7
Coding region: 206-1108 (300 amino acids)
Cellular component (GO): mitochondrion
Molecular function (GO): GTP binding
Source: RefSeq, a predicted model, not a curated record